UUUUAGUGAAAAAAAAUUAAUUGAAUAUUUUCAUUUUCUUUUCUAAGAAAGCAAACAGUAAUUCUUAUACCAUCGAAAUAUAUUCGUUUUCUUUUUUUUUUUUCUCAAAAACCAAACAACCAUAUAACAAAAACCCAAAUCACACUUCAAGUUAAAAUUAUUCUCUCACCAAAAAAAAAAAAAGGUUGAAGCUCUUUGUUGCUCCAUCUUCUUCAACAAAGUACCGAGUAAGAUCGAUUGAAGUUGAAAUCGAUAUGAUUUUAUCUUCCUAGCAAAAGAUCUGUGACGCCCAUAAAGUCAACUUGCUGGAGCAGACCGAAAGGGGAGAGAAAGCAUUGGUAAAAGAGGAGAGUCAGGGGAGAGAAUCAUCAGUGAUAAAAGAGGAGAAGAAUCGGCGAGAGAGAAAUCAUAGAUGAGACAGGAGAAUCAAGGAACGAGGUCACCGGUGAGAGAGAAGAUCGGGCAGAGUAGAGGUCACGGUGUGAGACAAUGUGGGGAGAGAGAAGCUCACCGGCGAGGAGAAAUGGAGAGAGAGAAAGGUGGAGAAGAGGUAGAGAGCCUUGUUAACCAGAGUGAUAAAGAUGCCAGAAACGGUGACGGUGAAACUGCUUACCAAGUUUUGGCUAGAGAGCACAAGGUCUUGCUUAAGGAAGCAGAGGAUUGGAUGAAAGGGUUAGCAAAUUCGUAUAUAAUUGUUGGCACUCUCAUCAUCACCGUAAUGUUCGCCGCAGCUUUUACCCUUCCUGGGGGUAACGAUGAAAAUAAGGGAUUUCCAGUAUUCAAAAACCAAGCAGCAUUUUUGAUCUACAUAAUAUCCGAUGCAAUCUCUCUGUUUGCUGCAGCUGCCUCAGUAAUAAUAUUUUUGGGAUUUCUCACAUCACGUUAUAGCAUGGAAGAUUUCCACAAAUCUAUUCCCAAGAAGUUGAUGGCUGGUCUUUCUACUUUGUUUGUCUCUCUUGCAGCAAUGAUGAUAGCAUUUUGCUCGGCUAUUUUCCUCAUGCUAGAAAACCGAUGGUGGAUUAUCAUUCCUUCUGUGUUGCUUGCGGGCAUUCCAGUCAGCUUGUUUGCGUGGUUGCAAUUUCCUCUGCUUGUUGAGAUUUAUGUUUUAACUUACAGAUCACCAAUUUUCAGUGAGAAAAUAUCCUUGGCAAGCAAAAUAAAAGCAUUCUUCUUUGGGAAAAAGAAGAUUGAGUAGGUCUAAAUGAGUCUUUAUCUUAUGUUUGUCUUUGUUGGUAACGUAGCAACUCUAAGGUCCGUGCUUGGUUGUAAGUGAACAUUAAGUUUAUUGUCACUUUGUUUUUGUUAUGCAAUAGAAUUCUUCUAGUAUU
This is a messenger RNA of Rubroshorea leprosula, 1328 nucleotides long. The record is from the annotation of a GenBank genome assembly. NCBI's taxonomy places the organism in Eukaryota, Viridiplantae, Streptophyta, Magnoliopsida, Malvales, Dipterocarpaceae.